Molecule: messenger RNA, 2246 nt
Organism: Cryptomeria japonica (Japanese cedar)
Lineage: Eukaryota; Viridiplantae; Streptophyta; Pinopsida; Cupressales; Cupressaceae
Exons: 15
Coding region: 190-1761 (523 amino acids)
Cellular component (GO): microtubule cytoskeleton
Molecular function (GO): ATP hydrolysis activity; ATP binding
Source: RefSeq, a predicted model, not a curated record
CGAAUGUCUGAGAUACGUCGAAUACUAGUCAACUUUUUAUAUUUGUCCCUGUCUUCUGCCCACAAAUUGACUUCGUACAGGAUUACCCUGAGAAAUAUGUGUAUGAAUGAAUUAAAGAAUAGAAUCAUCGAAAUUCUAGCACAAAUUUGAGAGGAAUAGCGGGAAUACCCACCAAAAAAAUAUGCUCGCAUGGGACUCCUUGAAAGUCUUUCUGCCUUGAUUUCUUCCUGGUAUGACGAAUUCCAAACCCCUUCAAAUCCAGUGGAGACGCACCCUCCUGCUUCUCCCCCUCCUCCAGUAAAUUCAAUGGAAAACCCUGCACCUAGGGUUUCUUCUAAUAACGAUAAAGUGCCAGCCAAAAAGUUAUCCCAAAAAUUGAAGGGUUAUUUCGAUCUUGGAAAAGAGGAGAUUGAUAAAGCAAUCUCUUGUGAAGAAUGGGGUUUGCCAGACGAUGCCGUCGCUCAUUAUUUGAAUGCGCAGAGAAUUUUCGCAGAGGCGAUGUCACAACAGGUUACAUUGGACUCAUCCAGUGGUUCUGAGGAGAUCAAGAAUUAUCGAGGAAAGAUAUUGAAAUGGCAAGGGAAAGUUUCUGAGAGGUUACAAAUAUUGAGUCGUCGAUCAGAAGUGACAUCAUCAAAACAGAAAGUUUCAAGGCCCCAGCAAUCUCAAAUUCCAGCUAAAAUGAAUGUUUCAAGGCCUCAGCAAUCUCAAAAACCAGCUAGAAUGAAUAUUUCAAGUCCUGUUAAAUCUCAGAUACCAGCUAGAUCAAAAUCAUUUUCCCAGAAGUCGUCUGGUGCCAAGCAAAAUAUUUCUCAAACAAGUGCCCCGACAAAUAUCUCCAGCAGUUCUCAAUCCCAUGGAACCAAUGUUAAAGGGGUAGAUCCAAAAUUUUCAGAAAUAAUAGAAAGUGUGAUUGUUGAUAAAAGUCCAGCAGUUAAAUGGGAUGAUGUUGCCGGACUUGCAAAAGCAAAACAAGCUUUGAUGGAAAUGGUUAUAUUACCUACCAAAAGAAGUGAUCUUUUCACUGGUCUUAGAAAACCAGCUCGAGGAUUACUUCUUUUUGGACCACCUGGGAAUGGUAAAACAUUGCUGGCUAAAGCUGUGGCAUCAGAAGCAUCAGCCACAUUCUUUAGCAUAGCAGCCUCCUCUUUAACAUCAAAAUGGGUUGGAGAGGGUGAGAAACUCAUGAGGGCUCUUUUUGCUGUUGCAGUUGCAAGGCAACCAUCAGUGAUUUUCAUGGAUGAGAUAGACAGUAUAAUGUCAGCAAGGUCAGCAAAUGAGCAUGAAGCUAGCAGAAGGCUGAAGUCAGAGUUUCUUAUUCAGUUUGAUGGGGUGAUGUCAAAUUCAGAUGAUCGUGUUAUUGUCAUGGGUGCAACAAACAGGCCACAAGAAUUAGAUGAUGCUGUUCUUCGUAGAUUGGUGAAGAGAAUAUAUGUUCCCUUGCCAGAUGCAGAUGUUAGGCGAGUUAUACUGAAGCACCAGCUUAAGGGCCAGGCAUUUUCUCUGCCAGCUGCUGAGUUGGAAAGACUUGUUAAGGACACUGACGGCUACUCUGGAAGUGAUCUACAAGCAUUGUGUGAAGAAGCUGCAAUGAUACCGAUUAGAGAGCUGGGUUCGCGUAUUAGCACAAUUAAGGCAGAUCAGGUUCGUCCAUUGACAUAUGCUGAUUUCAAGGAAGCAUUGAGGGUUAUACGACCGAGUGUAGCAAAGAAUAAAUUGGAAGAAUAUGAAAUUUGGAAUGAAGAGUUUGGCUCAAGAUGAUAAUGGGGGAAAACUUGAAAUCUGCAAUUACAAAUCAAAUUGAUGAGGACUGUGGCCCAUGCAUGCUUUAUCCCAAAUAUCUGAAUGCUUUUUUGAAUGCCUAUAAUAUGCCCUUUCUCAGGAUGAGGAUUUCUAUGCAAUGGAUAUGCUUAUUCAGGAAGCUUUCAGGGUUGUCAGAGCUUAUUGGCUUUAGCAACGAAAAUUAUAAUGUGUAUUUACUGCGAGCUUCGAGUUCUAUGAUGAUGUUGGUAUUGUAUCCUUUGACUAUUAUUUCAGUGUACCCCUAUGCAAAACCAAUCCGUUUCUGUUCUUUUUUCAUGUAUUUUAAGCAAUGCAUUGUACAUAUUUUCUACUGAAAUACAUUUUAGCCUGGCAUUGGCUACCUGUUGAACAGAUUUGUUAUUGUACAGAUUGGGUGUUUUUCAGAAACAUUCAACUAUAUAUUUUGCAAUGGAAAUUCGAUUAAGAUGUUAGGCUUACUAAAA